CUGAGGAAGGAAGAGGAUGAUGGAAAGCGCGAGCAGCAGCAGCAACAGCAGCACCGUAGCAGCGGAGAUGGCUGGCCUCUCCUCCAAGUUCCACCUGUACGAGAACCCGGAGUUUGAUCGAGCGGAAGUUGACUCGUCUCAGCAGCACCGAGUCGCGUGUUUCGAAUCCAUCCCUGAGAGAAAUACCAUCGGCAGCUCCAGGGCCGCUCAGCUUAGAUCACUCGCGCCACCUUCCUUUGGAGCUCCUGGAGAAGAUGCGGCGUCCGAGGACGACACAGCCAGCCAGCACGCGAAGCUCAACACGGAGGUCGAAGCACCUGUCCGAGUCUUCUUGAAGUUCCAAAAUGUGGAAUAUAAAGUCCUGCUUCCCGCUCCAUCUCAGUCCCCCGGCGGUAAAACCAGCAGCAACGGUCACCACAAAUAUAUCCUGCAUGGAAUCACCGGCUCUGUCGCUCCAGGAGAAAUCCUGGCCAUGAUGGGACCGUCCGGCAGCGGGAAGACCACCUUGCUGAAGAUUCUAGGCGGUCGCUUGCUCAGAGAUGUGUCCGGGAGUGUCACCUUUAAUGAUGUUCCAUACGGUUCCUUCAUGAAGAAGAGAAUUGGCUUCGUCGCGCAGGAGGACAUCCUCUUCCCAUACCUCACAGUCCAGGAAUGUCUCGAGUUCACUGCCUUGUUGCGUCUUCCAAACACGAUGACCCGCUCGCAGAAGAUGUCCAAAGCUGAUAGAGUUCUCAAAGAUCUUGGCUUGGAAAGGUGCCGGCACACCAUCAUAGGAGGUCCAUUCAUUCCUGGAGUAUCUGGGGGCGAAAGAAAGAGGACCAGUAUAGGAUCGGAAAUACUGAUUGAUCCAUCAUUGCUGCUUUUGGACGAGCCAACAUCAGGACUGGAUUCUGCCACAGCUUUGAAAAUCCUGCAAGUUGUUGGGAACAUAGCACAAGCAGGAAGAACAAUCCUUACCACGAUCCACCAGCCAUCGAGCAGGCUGUUUCACAUGUUUGACAAGCUGAUAUUGAUAUCUGAGGGCCACACUAUUUACUCGGGUCCUGCCAGGGAAGUGAUGAGUUACUUUUCUUCGCUGCACUUUGUACCAGAGAUAACUAUGAACCCGGCGGAUUUCCUGUUGGAUUUGGCUGUAGGAGUGGUGCAUGAUAUCAGCAUCCCCGAAGAUAUAACUAACCGCAGUCCAGAGGAGGAAAAGCUAGAUAAUGCUGGUGCAAGAGUGAUCAACCACCUAAGAAUGAAAUACAAAACAGAACUGGAGCCAAAGGAGAAGCAGAAGAUAUGUACCUUGAAGGUUUCGAACAAUCUCAAGGAGAUGAUCCAAGCCAAACACGACUUCUCAUCAUCCUGGCCACUUCAGUUUAAAGUGCUGUUUAAAAGAACAUUCAAGGAGCGAGCUAGAGAUUACUUCGACUACAUCCGCUUCAUUCAAGUCAUUGGAGUAUCCAUAGUUCUCGGCUUGCUGUGGUGGCAAUCAAAGCUCGAUACCGAAAUCGACGUUCGAGACCAGGCCGGACUUAUAUUCUAUAUCGCCAUCUUCUGGUCCACUUCCGGGCUCUUCAGCUCGGUAUCCACGUUCCCUCUGGAGAGACCCUUUCUUAUCAAAGAGCUCGGGGCGGACAUGUACAGCUUAAGCGCCUUCUACGCAAGCAGCACCAUUUCGGACAUCAUAGCAGAGAUUAUAUAUCCCACCAUCUUCGUCAUAAUAGUGUACUUCAUGACAGGCCUUCAUCGCAGCCUAGAGAGUUUUAUGCUCACGCUGCUGUCCACUUACUUGUUAACGGUUGCAUCCCAGGGAGCCGGUGAUCUCUUGGGAGCUGCUGUAAUGGACGUCAAGAAAUCUGGAACUGUUGCAUCUUUAGUGCUGCUUCUUUUCCUGCUCGUUGGAGGCUACUACGUUCAGCACAUGCCCGUGUUCAUGAAGUGGAUUAAAUACGUCUCCUUCAUUUUCUAUGGGUACCGGCUCCUUUUAAAAACCCAGUAUUCACCAGAGCAGAAGUAUGACUGCAAGGACGCCAGAGGUUGUCAAAGACUUGGAACUUCCUCGGCCUUUUAUGGAGUAGAUCUGAACGGAGGUGUCAAAGAGGCUUGUAUCCUCAUCGCAAUGGCCAUACUGUAUCGAGUGUCUGCAUAUAUGUUUCUCCGGCGGAUAAGAACCAGUUUUUGAUAGAGAUAUAAACU
Molecule: messenger RNA, 2181 nt
Organism: Selaginella moellendorffii
Lineage: Eukaryota; Viridiplantae; Streptophyta; Lycopodiopsida; Selaginellales; Selaginellaceae
Product: ABC transporter G family member 26
Exons: 9
Coding region: 17-2167 (716 amino acids)
Cellular component (GO): membrane
Molecular function (GO): ABC-type transporter activity; ATP binding; ATP hydrolysis activity
Source: RefSeq, a predicted model, not a curated record